GUUAAUAUAAUUUAUAAUAUUAUAAACAAUAUACACAAAUAAAUGACAAACAUUGAACUAACGUGCUGAUUUUAAAUGCUAAAUUUAAUAAAAAUAUGUUAAUGCUCUCAAUAACGGCUACUUUUUUUUUACUGUAAGAUAUUUUUUUCAAUUACACUCAUUGCGAACGAGAACCAUUGAAUGUCUAUAAUACUAUAGUCGACAAGUAGCUCAAUCAAAAACAGGUCGUUGAAGUAUAAUAUGACUUUGUUUUAUUCAUCUGUAAAACUGCUUCGCUUUAAUUGACUAUAAAUAACAUCGUCGGGUUGCCAACGUGGUCAUAACACAUUUUACGAUCAGUUUUUUCGUUUUAAGAAUGUAACUCUAAAUAUAAGUAGUUCGUCGAUGUCGUUUAAAGAAAAAACAUCAAAAUGGGACUUCGCACUUUGACGGUUUCUACAUUACUCACGAUAUCAAUCAUACUAAAGAGUUCAGAAGUCCAAUCGAACCGACUUACAUUUAAUAAAUAUCAUGACUAUGUCGAUUUAACGAAGUUCGUAAAAGCAAUAACAGAAGAAUAUGCUAACAUAUCUUCGUUAUAUUCAAUUGGGAAAUCAGUACAAGGUCGUGAGAUCUGGGUCGUCAAGAUAACGGCUGCUGAUAAUUUAAUAACAGUGCCCAAUGUUAAAAUUGUUGGAAAUAUACAUGGAAAUGAACCUGUUGGCAGAGAACUCAUUAUACAUCUUAUAGAGUACUUAUUAAAUGAAAACACAAAAAAUGCUACAAUUAAUAAUAUACUGCAAAACACAGUUAUCCAUUUAUUGCCUAGCAUGAACCCUGAUGGAUUUGAAAUGUCUGAACCUCAACUAUGUACUAAUACCAAAUCACAUCGUACGGGCCAUAGAGGAAAUGCAUAUAUGGUUGAUUUGAAUCGUGAUUUCCCAGAUAUAUUUUAUUUUAAAGAAAAACCAUUACAACCAGAAAGCAGAGCGAUUGUGCAAUGGUUGAAAUAUGUACCAUUUGUUAUGUCUCUUAGUUUACACGGUGGUUCAUUAGUAGCGAACUAUCCUUAUGAUAGUUCUCCCGAUUCACUAUCAUACAAGUUGGAGAAACUAAAUGAAACGUUACAAACCAAUGACAUAAUGCAACUUCAUUCACGACUAUUAGCCAUUGAUCCAACCCUGAAUAGCGAAUUUGCUGAAAGUCUUACGGCCGAUGAUGAUGUGUUCAGAUAUUUAGCCAGUGUAUACGCUAAUAAACAUCCAAAAAUGCACCAGGGUUAUAGUUGUGAUGAAUCCGUUACAUUUAAAGGUGGUAUUACCAAUGGAGCAUCAUGGUACGAAACUUCAGGAAGUAUGCAGGACUACAAUUAUGAAGUAUUUAGCUGCAUGGAAAUUACAUUAGAGUUGUCUUGUUGUAAAUACCCACCACCUUCAGAAUUAAUGUCUUAUUGGCUUGAUAAUUUAGAACCUUUACUAAUUUGGAUUCAACAAGUUCAUAGAGGAGUUAAAGGCAUAGUCAUGGACCGACAAACUGGUGCGCCAAUUGCAAAUGCAAACUUAAUGAUUUUAGGCAGAGAACACACGUUUAAUACUACUGAAAAUGGAGAGUACUGGAAAAUACUACUUCCUGGAGUUUACAAAUUGCAUGUGGACGCUCAAGGUUAUGAAAGUAAAACAAUUCGAUUUGUGGUACCUGGCACGUUAGACCCGAACAAAGUAGGCAAACCAUACUCAUUGAAUAUAGUUAUGGAACCGUUUCGCCCUCAACCGAGCACAGUAAGGAACGUUAACUCCUAUUAUGUGGUGUCCAAAGGUGGUGGUAAACUUAACGAGUCUAUAUCUGCAGUAAUUACUCAGUCGCAAAUAGACCAAUCUACAGCUAACAUUUAUGAAUUUGUUUCGGAAUCGGAUGUGGAUGAUUUUGCAAACGUCGACUACACCGUUGACGUGGAACCGCUACAGGUGUUGUCCAGCUUUAGCAACCGUAACUUAGCUCGAAGCUUUAUGGUGUACGCAACAGUGCUUUUACAAGGGUUCUUAAUGACUGUUAUUAUUUUUGGUGUAUAGUAUUUAAACGACUAACAAUUGUGUAUAAUUAUCAAACGAGUAUUUUCCAAAGCGAACUCCAUCAUACUAAUACGAAAUAUUAAAAUAACUACUAAUAUUUUAGUUGGUUCUAUAAUUAUACAAAUAUUAAACGGCAAUACUUAUUUGAUAAACAAAAUACUUAAGUAAUAUGCUUUUUAUCAAACCUAACACUAAUCAUAAUUUAAACGCUACCAAUUUUAAAAAUUAAAAUCGUAAAACUACUUUUUAAUUUUAAUUGUAAUCCCUCUUUCUUUUUACUUAUAAAUAGACUUUAAAAAUAUUUUUACAACUAAAACAGAUAAUGUAGUAAUUUUGAACAAGUGAAUUAUACGUUAGUAACAAUUAAAGGUCUAACCAUAAAGAUUAGUGCGCCAAAGUAAAAAAUAUUUAACGACUCUAAAUCGCGCUGUUGCCAAAAAAAAAUUAGUUUAACUCUUAAAAUGCUAUUAAAUAUUAGACAACUACCAGUGGGUAAUAUCAUUGAGUAUAUAUUGUAUAUAUACUAUAUAUAAUAUAUACUCAAUGGUAAUAUCUAUUAAACAUGAAACAAUGAAUACAAAUUUAGCUAAAGGAAAAUAGCAUUACGCUAGUACAAUUAAUACGCGUCACUGGUCACAUAUGUUACUCAUUAAAUCGACGACAUUGAGACACCAUUUUAUUUGUAUACAAUAAUAAUAAACAAUUUUUAAUAAUACCUAUAUAACAUGCGUUUUAACCUAUACUACCUAGUACCUAGGUAUACCAAAUAGUAAUUACUAUCGUAGUUUAUUCUUAUAUAAUAUAAUUAUGAUAAUGUAUGCUUGACACUUGUAAUGUAGUAGUAUGUAAUUUAACAAUCGUUAACAAUUAACAUACAGAUACAGCCAUACAGGCAUUUAACAACUCAUACAUCGUAAACAAUGAUUAAAAAUUAUUUUUCAAUGUAUUAUUACUAUAAUAAACUGCAAUGUAUAAAUAAGUAAGUCUUAUUUCAUAUGACGUACAUUA
Messenger RNA from Adelges cooleyi (spruce gall adelgid), 3056 nucleotides. RefSeq names its product carboxypeptidase D-like. Gene Ontology annotation, cellular component: cell surface. Bases 411 to 2048 code for a protein of 545 amino acids. The transcript has 11 exons. The record is from RefSeq and is a predicted model, not a curated record. Gene Ontology annotation, biological process: proteolysis. Gene Ontology annotation, molecular function: metallocarboxypeptidase activity; zinc ion binding. Lineage: Eukaryota; Metazoa; Arthropoda; Insecta; Hemiptera; Adelgidae.